Hibiscus syriacus is the source of this 1604-nucleotide messenger RNA. RefSeq names its product probable glycosyltransferase At5g25310. The record is from RefSeq and is a predicted model, not a curated record. Gene Ontology annotation, molecular function: glycosyltransferase activity. Lineage: Eukaryota; Viridiplantae; Streptophyta; Magnoliopsida; Malvales; Malvaceae. The transcript is spliced from 4 exons. Bases 135 to 1577 code for a protein of 480 amino acids.
CUCUAAUUUUACUAUGUAGAAAUCGCCGUUUUCCCUCGCUUUUUCCUUCAUAAUUUGCUCGAGAAAAUGGAUCACGGUAGCACACUAUCCAAACACAUUGUUUCUCAUUGAAAAUCAAAAAAAGCUUUCAUAUCAUGGCGGGUUGCUGUAGAUAUUCAGUGUCGGCUUUCACGUUGCUAUGCCUAUGUGUUUUCACGAUCCUUAUGGUUUUAGUUAACUAUAAUCAUUUCAAUUCCUUCAUGAGCAUCUCGGCUCCAACUCUUGAAUCGCCAGGACCUAAAUUAGAGUUGCAGAGACUAAUCGUUUCUACUUCUGGUCAAAUCAGAGCCGUUAGUUCCAGCAGAUCAACUGAUGAUGAUCAUCACCUCAACCGAAACAGCACCGUUGUAAGAGAAACAAAGAAACUAAGCAGAGAACAAGUUUUAGAACAAGGACUAGCCAGAGCUCGAGCUUCGAUUCGCUCGGCGGCCAUCUCUCGAAUCGUUAGGCUUUCUUCUUUCAAGAACGGUAACGACGUUCCCGUUGGAGAUGUCUAUCGUAAUCCAAGCGCAUUUUAUCAGAGUUAUGUAGAGAUGGAAAGGAGAUUCAAAGUUUAUGUGUACACAGAAGGAGAGGUGCCAAUAGUCCACGAUGGGCCAUGUAAGGAAAUAUACACGAUAGAAGGCAGAUUCAUACACGAGAUGGAGCAUGGGGCUAAGAGGUUCAGGACAAAUGAUCCACAACGUGCUCACGUUUAUUUCAUGCCCUUCAGUGUCACCUGGAUGGUCAAGUAUAUUUACACGCCUCUUAGUUUCAACGUUACUCCUCUUAAGCAGUUUGUUUCAGAUUAUGUGAAGGUGAUAUCCACCAAACACCCAUUCUGGAAUCGAACUCAUGGCGCUGACCACUUCAUGCUUGCUUGUCAUGAUUGGGGGCCUCAUGCAUCAAAAGGAAACUCGCUCCUCUACAACAAUUCAAUUCGAGUGUUGUGCAAUGCCAACACCUCCGAAGGCUUUAAUCCACAAAAGGACGUAAGCCUUCCCGAGAUCAGCCUCAACGGUGGCUACUUAUCCCCUAAACUCAUCCACCCGCCACCGUGCAAUGCUUCUCGACCGUAUCUCUCUUUCUUUGCCGGUGGACUUCACGGUCCAAUCCGCCCGCAUCUCCUCCAACACUGGAAAGGCAGAGAUGAUGACAUGCAGGUUUACGAAUACCUCCCGAAAAACAAAGACUAUUACUCCUACAUGCUGCAAUCAAAAUUUUGUCUAUGCCCAAGUGGGUAUGAAGUUGCCAGUCCAAGGAUUGUCGAGGCCAUAUACUCUGAAUGUGUGCCGGUUAUUUUAUCGGAUAACUAUGUGUUGCCUUUCAGUGAUGUGUUGCGGUGGGAGGCUUUCUCGGUACAGGUGGAAACAACGAAGAUUCCGAGAUUGAAAGAGAUUUUAUUGGCAAUUCCAGAAGAAAAAUACCGGAAACUUCAAGACGGUGUGAGAAUCGUGCGUAAACAUUUUAUGUUAAACCAACCUUCUAAGAGAUUUGAUAUGUUUCACAUGAUACUGCACUCAAUAUGGCUUAGGAGAAUUAAUGCAAGACCCGAAUAGAUCUUAAUUCUUUUCAAAUACAUGAUA